Messenger RNA from Penicillium griseofulvum, 2487 nucleotides. RefSeq names its product aromatic ring-hydroxylating oxygenase subunit alpha. The record is from RefSeq and is a predicted model, not a curated record. NCBI's taxonomy places the organism in Eukaryota, Fungi, Ascomycota, Eurotiomycetes, Eurotiales, Aspergillaceae. The transcript is spliced from 5 exons. Gene Ontology annotation, molecular function: iron ion binding; 2 iron, 2 sulfur cluster binding. Bases 1 to 2487 code for a protein of 828 amino acids.
AUGGCUUCAAUGUUGCACUAUUUCGGCUUCAACGCCUCUACCUCUAAGGAAGAAGCCAAAGCUUCUCCCGUUCGCGCCCUGCCUGCAUCAUGGUACACUUCACCAGAGAUGUACGAGCUAGAGCGCCGAGCCAUAUUCUCAAAGAGAUGGCUUUUCAUUACCCACAGCAUGCGGUUGAAGAACACUGGCGACUGGCUCCGCUAUGAGAUAGCAGGUUUCGACUUCAUAAUCACCCGUGACCGACAAGGCAAUAUCAACGCAUUCCACAACGUAUGCAGACACCGUGCAUACCCGGUAGUCGAGAAAGAGGAAUCCGGAAAUUCCGCAAUCCUCGCUUGUCGAUACCACGGCUGGUCUUACGGACUGAAUGGCAAGCUUGCCAAAGCUACGAAAUACCAAGAGCUGAGUAACUUUGAUAAGGAACAUAAUGGUCUUUUCAGAAUCCACCUCAAGAUCGAUACCAAUGGCUUUAUCUGGGUUAAUAUGGAUGCGAAUGAAGUUCCAGAAGUGUCAUGGGAGGAGCAUUUCCAAGACGUUGACAAGCAGGAGCGGUACAAAGCAUACAACUUCGAUGACUAUGAUCUUGACCAUACUUAUGCGCUUGAGGGUGAUUAUAACUGGAAGAUAUUGGCGGACAAUUUCAACGAAUGCUACCACUGCCCUACAACACACGCUGAUAUUCCUGAAUUUCUCAACCUUGAAUCCUUCGAUAGCGAUCUCAAAGGUGGACACAUACAACACCAUUGCGAAUCUACACCAGAGCAAAUUGAGAAGGGUCUUUACACUGCUAGUACUUACUACUUCCCGAUGUCUGCCAUGGUUGUGUCGCCGCAUUUUAUCAUGAUACAGAAAUUCCUCCCUUCAAGCGCCAAAAGCUCAAAGAUGGCUUAUGAGAUUUACCGAAACCGAAACUCCUCCGAUACAGACUUCAAACUUAUCAGUGAUAUGUACGCGCGCGUCAUGGGAGAAGACAAAGUUCUCUGCAACAAUGCACAAAGGAAUCUUGACCGAAAUGUCUUUACGAGUGGCGAGCUUCAUCCUAAGUACGAGAAGGCGCCGCUGUUCUUCCAGAGAACAGUCCGUGAGGUCAUCACUGAGCACUUUGAGCGUGAGAAAACUGAAGGGCGGGAGAUCUGGCCGGCAAAACCGAAGAACAUGGCAUUCAACCUCCCCAUAGAGCUACUGGAGAUUAUCACGUCUUUCUCGGACACGGAAACCCUCAAGGAGCUGAGACUGACAAACCACAUGCUAUCUGGCCUUGCAACCAAGAAUCUAUUCUCCACGUUCGCACUCAACACCUCGGAUCAAAGCUGUGAGGAUUUCGGGUCAAUCGUAGACCAUCCGCAGUUGAAAGAACAUGUGCGCAAAAUUCGCCUCAAUACUGUCGAGGAAGACGAUGGCUCUGACGAUGAGCAUGAUGAACUUGAGUUGCCUUACAAAUGGAAGAAGCUCCUACUCACGCUACCAAAAUUUCCAAAUCUCGAAAGCGUCGUUCUGCGCUUCGAGAAAAACUGCACGAUGGACGAUAGUUGGACUUUCAUACCUCAGCCACCUGCGUACCGAGAAGCCAUCAUAGAAUGGCUGGGUACGGGGCUAGUGUCUUUGAAACAACCAUUGAAAGAACUGGGGAUUCAGAAUCAGCAGAACGUAACAACACCGAGCAAAGAUCUUCAGCAAGUACUGAGCACACUGAGUUCGCUGAGAAUGAAUGUUAAGCAUCAGCUCGAACCAGCAUGUCCUGAAAAUGAAAUCGAGAUGGAGGAAGUGGAAGAAUUCUACGCAAAUAUACUGCCGUCAUUGUGGCUGAAACCCACGAUGGGAUCACUUCGGAAGCUGUCUCUAUACGCCAAUUUGUACUGGGGUUUCUAUCCCAAAUUCAGCCUCGAAGGGAUCCACUUCCCAAACUUGCAGUCGCUUACUCUGGGAAACUUCUGCUUCUUCGAAGAUCAGCAGCUUGAUUGGAUUCUAUCGCACUCGUCAACACUUCAGCAACUUAACCUUGACGAUUCUCCGAUCUUAUUCCAAGCGAGAAUACUGGAUGACGAAUCACAGCUUGCUAAAUGUCCGCUAUCAAAAUCCAGAAUGGAAUAUCGCACUGGUCAACCCAGGCUCCUUGAUGAUGGCUGGUACUACCAUUAUCCACGCCGGUGGCAUCACUACUUUGCCUCAUUUGAGACAGGCCUUCCGCACCUCCGUCGUUUUGCGAUUGGUCACAAUGCAGCAUGGCGUUCGGAGGAUGGGUUUAAUCUACCCUUUGAGAAAGAACUCGACCUUGUGCCGGCAUUGCUGAAAGACCGGUACAUGUUGUUUAAUGGCGGUGUUGGACCCUCUCAAUUUUCGGGACCAGAAUAUUACAAUGGGGACGAGGAUUGGCCGCAGUGCCAUGACGAAGAUCGUGACGCUUUGAAGGCAUUAUACCGGAAGAUCAAGCAGCAGGUAAACUAUGCAAAGUUUGAGAUAGGGCACGAGGAUAUGGAUGACGAUUAA